Chinchilla lanigera (long-tailed chinchilla) is the source of this 5855-nucleotide messenger RNA. RefSeq names its product EPH receptor A3 (gene Epha3). The coding region runs from base 213 to 3164 and encodes 983 amino acids. The record is from RefSeq and is a predicted model, not a curated record. Gene Ontology annotation, biological process: cell surface receptor protein tyrosine kinase signaling pathway; axon guidance; protein phosphorylation. Gene Ontology annotation, cellular component: plasma membrane; neuron projection. NCBI's taxonomy places the organism in Eukaryota, Metazoa, Chordata, Mammalia, Rodentia, Chinchillidae. The transcript has 17 exons. Gene Ontology annotation, molecular function: protein binding; transmembrane-ephrin receptor activity; ATP binding.
UUUCCGCGCGCUUCCGAUGGCACUAGGACCCGGAGACGUCCCUGAGCGAGGUUCGCGGAGAGGCAGCCAGACUCCUCCUCAUCUCCAGUGUCAAACUUGACAUCAGCCUGCGAGCGGAGCAUGGUAACUUCUCCCGCAAUCGGAAGGCUCCCUCACAUCAGUGGCAUGCUUCGUGGAGAUAUGCUCCUCUCACUGCCCUCUGCACCGGCAACAUGGACUGUCACCUCUCCGCCCUCCUCCUGCUCGGCUCCUCUCUUCUCGGCUGCCUCGGGGAACUGAUGCUCCAGCCCUCCAAUGAAGUCAAUCUCUUGGAUUCAAAAACAAUUCAAGGGGAGCUGGGCUGGAUCUCUUACCCAUCGCACGGGUGGGAAGAGAUCAGCGGUGUGGAUGAACAUUACACGCCCAUCAGGACUUACCAGGUAUGCAAUGUCAUGGAUCAUAGUCAAAAUAACUGGCUGAGGACAAACUGGGUCCCCCGAAACUCAGCCCAGAAGAUCUAUGUGGAACUUAAAUUCACUCUACGGGACUGCAACAGUAUUCCACUUGUUUUGGGGACUUGCAAGGAGACAUUCAACUUGUACUACAUGGAAUCUGAUGAUGAUCAUGGGGUCAAAUUCCGAGAGCAUCAGUUUACAAAGAUUGACACCAUUGCUGCUGAUGAAAGCUUCACUCAGAUGGAUCUUGGGGACCGUAUUCUUAAACUCAACACUGAGAUUAGAGAAGUAGGUCCUGUCAACAAAAAAGGAUUUUAUUUGGCUUUUCAAGAUGUCGGUGCUUGCGUUGCCUUGGUGUCUGUGAGAGUGUACUUCAAAAAGUGCCCAUUUACAGUGAAGAAUCUAGCUAUGUUUCCUGACACGGUACCCAUGGACUCCCAGUCCCUGGUGGAAGUUAGAGGUUCUUGUGUCAACAAUUCUAAGGAGGAAGACGCUCCAAGGAUGUACUGCAGUACAGAAGGCGAAUGGCUUGUACCCAUCGGCAAGUGCUCCUGCAAUGCAGGCUAUGAAGAAAGAGGAUUUGUGUGCCAAGCGUGUCGGCCGGGCUUCUACAAGGCUGCGGACGGUAACAUGAAGUGCGCUAAGUGCCCACCGCACAGCUCCACCAGCGAAGAAGGUUCAGUGAACUGCAGGUGUGAGAAUAAUUACUUCCGAGCAGACAAAGACCCUCCAUCCAUGGCUUGUACCCGACCUCCAUCUGCACCAAGAAAUGUUAUCUCUAAUAUAAAUGAGACCUCGGUUAUCCUGGACUGGAGCUGGCCCCUAGACACAGGAGGCCGGAAAGACAUUACCUUCAACAUCAUAUGUAAAAAAUGUGGGUGGAAUGCACAACAGUGUGAGCCCUGCAGCCCAAAUGUCCGCUUCCUCCCUCGACAGUUCGGACUCACCAACACCACUGUGACAGUGACAGACCUCCUGGCACACACAAACUACACCUUUGAGAUUGAUGCAGUUAAUGGGGUGUCGGAGCUGAGCUCCCCACCAAGACAGUUUGCUGCAGUCAGCAUCACAACUAAUCAGGCUGCGCCAUCGCCUGUCAUGACCAUUAAGAAAGAUCGGACAUCCAGAAACAGCAUCUCUUUAUCCUGGCAAGAACCUGAGCAUCCUAACGGGAUCAUUUUGGACUAUGAGGUCAAAUAUUAUGAGAAGCAGGAACAAGAGACAAGUUAUACCAUUUUGAGGGCAAGAGGCACAAACGUUACCAUCAGUAGCCUCAAGCCUGAUACUACAUAUGUAUUCCAAAUUCGAGCCCGAACUGCAGCUGGAUAUGGAACCAACAGCCGCAAGUUUGAGUUUGAAACGAGCCCUGACUCUUUCUCCAUCUCUGGUGAAAACAGCCAAGUGGUAAUGAUCGCCAUUUCAGCAGCAGUAGCAAUUAUUCUCCUCACCGUCGUCAUUUAUGUUCUGAUCGGGAGGUUCUGUGGCUAUAACAAGUCAAAACAUGGUGCAGAUGAAAAAAGACUUCACUUUGGGAAUGGACAUUUAAAACUUCCAGGUCUCAGGACUUACGUUGAUCCACAUACGUAUGAAGACCCAACACAAGCUGUUCAUGAGUUUGCUAAGGAACUGGAUGCCACCAACAUAUCCAUUGACAAAGUAGUUGGAGCAGGUGAGUUUGGAGAGGUGUGCAGUGGACGUUUAAAACUUCCUUCAAAAAAGGAGAUUUCAGUGGCCAUCAAGACCCUGAAAGUGGGCUAUACAGAAAAGCAAAGGAGAGACUUUUUGGGAGAAGCCAGCAUUAUGGGGCAGUUUGACCAUCCUAAUAUCAUUCGACUAGAAGGAGUUGUUACUAAGAGUAAGCCAGUCAUGAUUGUCACAGAAUACAUGGAGAAUGGUUCCUUGGACAGCUUCUUACGAAAACAUGAUGCCCAGUUUACCGUCAUCCAGCUCGUGGGGAUGCUUCGUGGAAUAGCGUCCGGUAUGAAGUAUCUGUCAGAUAUGGGCUAUGUUCACCGAGACCUUGCUGCCCGCAACAUCUUGAUCAACAGUAACUUGGUGUGUAAAGUUUCUGAUUUCGGACUCUCACGAGUUCUAGAAGAUGAUCCGGAAGCUGCUUACACGACAAGAGGAGGGAAAAUCCCAAUCCGUUGGACAUCCCCAGAAGCAAUCGCCUAUCGCAAGUUUACCUCAGCCAGUGAUGUAUGGAGCUAUGGGAUUGUUCUCUGGGAGGUAAUGUCUUACGGAGAAAGACCAUACUGGGAGAUGUCCAAUCAGGAUGUAAUUAAAGCUGUGGACGAGGGUUAUCGCCUGCCACCCCCCAUGGAUUGCCCUGCUGCCUUAUAUCAGCUGAUGCUGGACUGCUGGCAGAAAGACAGAAACAACAGACCCAAGUUUGAGCAGAUUGUCAGCAUUCUGGACAAGCUUAUCCGGAACCCCGGCAGUCUGAAGAUCAUCACUACCGCAGCAGCAAGGCCAUCAAACCUUCUCCUGGACCAAAGCAAUGUUGACAUCACUACCUUCCGCACAACAGGUGACUGGCUUAACGGAGUCCGGACAGGUCACUGCAAGGAGAUCUUCACAGGCGUGGAGUACAGUUCUUGCGAUACCAUAGCCAAGAUUUCCACAGACGACAUGAAAAAGAUUGGUGUCACUGUGGUUGGGCCACAGAAGAUCAUCAGUAGCAUUCAGGCUCUGGAAACACAAUCCAAGAAUGGUCCAGUUCCAGUGUAAAGUCCUCCUGAAGAAAGUGGUUACUGGGAAAGCUUCGGCCUCCCUCUGCAAGCAGCUGAUGAUGGCGGAGAUAUAAGUGGAAGUUCCCAGUUCAAUAAGACACUCAGACACGAGCGCAAAUGCCUUAACAUGGAAUUGAAAAACCCUUUAUUUUCCCCUCUUAUUUAGUGGAUGGGCGGGUGGGUAAAUUUUGUUUUGUAACUGCUUUUUUAAUGUUAGUUGAUGGAUUAAAUUAAAAUUUUUCAGCUCAAAAUUGUGAAGAACUAGUAUAGAGCCAUUUAUCAUAACCUGACUACCAUAAACGCAAAACAGUGAAAUGACAGAAUGGACAUGAUGGCUUUGUUUACAAAGAGCCACAGAAGAAAAGACUUGUGAUAUUUUUAUACACAGAAGGAAACCUGUAAUAAGUAUUUUGUUUCUUUCAAAGCAAGCAAAAUAGAGGAAUUUAUACCUCAAACUUUCUGGCCAUAUUUACUACCUUAUCAUUGUAUUAUUCUCUUUUAUCUGUUUAAAGCAUAUAGAGAUGAAGUUUGUAGUUGUUUUAAGUACUACACUCUCUUAAUUGUUAGGUUGCUUAAGUGUAUCAUGUAAAAAUGUGUCUUAAUUUUUGAAAAAAGUACGUAUUUAUUUUCUUUUGAAUCAUUUUUAUUGUUUGAUAUUUAUACCUUGAUGAUUUAAUUUGGAUUUGUCACAGCCAAGUGUCAAAUGCUCUCUCAAAAUGUCAGCAGUAGGAAAUAUGUCUUGCUAGACAUGAAGAAUAAGUUUCCAGAUUUUUUGAACCAUCCACUUCUAUGUGUUUAAAAAUACUGAAAUACUUUGUUUGUUCAUAUAGGAGCCAAAUCUCAUAGUGUGAAUUACCCCAUUUCUUUUGUCUCUCCAUUUACUAUAACUAUGUUCUUAAUUUAGUGUAAUAUAUUGGCUUGGAUGUAAUGGAUUUUUAACCAGAUGACAGACCUUUCUGUUUUGGUGUCCAGAGGCCAGGAACUCUCUUCAUUCAUGAAGUACCCAUGCCAGAAUUUAUGAGAAUAGCCACACUGGAAAUAUUUGACAUGCUAUUUAGAUUGUUGCAUUAAUUGUCAGCACAGCAAAUGCAUGAGUCAAAAUAUCACUUACUCCCUGGAUUUACAAAGUUGUUUAAUAUUGCUUGAAAAACUUACUCAAGUAUUUAUAGGCAAUGAUGACUAGUUAAACUACUCCUCUGCAUUACCGGAGUUAGGACAAUUAAAUAUUGUGACAAUUAUCAGGUAUAAUGAUCUUUAAUAGUCUUCCACUUCAGUGUACCUAUUGUAACUUUGCUGUAUAAGUCAGAAAGCUUUAACUUUGUAUUGAUUGAACAUAUUUUUGAAAUAGUUGACUGUCUAGCAAACUUGUUAAAAUCUGUAAGCAGUGCAGAAUUGCGUCACCACACGAAUUUAGACUUGCUGUUACAUAAAAGCCAACUAUGAGCACGUAUAUUGACAUUUGAAAGGAUGUGUCUAGUAGAGACCUAGCCACUAAUAUAUUUUGAAGCAAAAUUUUAGACCUAUCUAUAAUCUUUCUAAUGCUGAUAUGAUCAUGUCCUGAUAUGAGAAAUGUAUACAUCAGGGGCUGGGGAUUUAGCUCAGGGGCAAAAGCGCCUGCCUGGCAAGCGCAAGGUCGUGAGUUCGGUUCCCGGUACCGGAGAAAAACCAAAAAAAAAAGAGAAAUGUAUACAUCAGAAGAACAGAAUGGGUGAAACAAUGCUGCAGCACUUAUCUUUGUAUGCAAAAUGGGACAACAAAGAAACACAGCCUCCGAUCACAGAUCAAAAUUCACAAGGGCCAAUCUCUUAUAGGUUUAAUAUAACGAAUAUUAGAUUAUGUUUUUUGUAGAUAACAGCCCAUUUCCCAAAUUUUGGCAAUGUUUCUUAUAGUCAGCUCAUGCUACUAGAAUUUUAUAUUGGAUAUAUAAGAUCAUGAACUUUUUAAAAGUUAAGUUAAUCAAAAAUUUCAUUUAAGCCUGCUAGAAGCAGCUAAAUCUAACUCAUCUAAUCAAGUAUUUUACGUUUGGGAAUAUUUGAGUAAGAGUUGAAUCUGGUUUCAGUUUCAUAUUAUCCAAUACUAGCAUUUAAUUUCUGGGAUACUUCUCUAGGUCUUCACACAAAAAAUCUGUGUGUUUCAUAAAUUAGUAGAAUUUGAGGGUCACUGAAUAUAGGGCACUUAUUUUGGCUGUAGGUUUUGUUUGAAAGUAGAGGUUGUAUACACAGUAUAUAGCUCUUCAUUUUUUCAGUAUUUUUCUACCUGAUCUCUUAAAAAUUUACAUAAUUCUUAUCCUGUACAUAUGUAAACAUAACAGUGUAUGAUUCCUAACUGUUGAGUAGGGGUACUAGAAUGCUUGUGGCCAUCACUUUGUACGUGAACUGCAGUGACUUUCAGUAAUCAUGAAACAACAGCUCUUUCACAGUGUCAUGUACCACACUACCUGUUUUGUAUCUUAAACUUGAUUUAUACAUAUUAUUUAUUUCUGGUAACAUGCCCGGUAUAUACUGUACUAUCUGUUAAGCCAUGUAUAAAUGUGAUAUGAUUGGCAAAUAUCUCUUUACCAUGAACUUGUCUUUCCAAAACAUUGCUCAUUUAGUUGUGUUGUGCAAUGUGGAUGGCCUCUUACUAAUGUAAAAUGAUUUGUAGUGGAAACAUUUAUAUUUUUAUAAUAAACAUAAUGAAAAUAUUUUUA